AUGGAAAUCUUCAAUGAAUGGUGUAAAAUCGUAUCAUCAACAAAGAAAAACCUAUCGGACGAAGAAUUGAUGGUGCUUUACUGCCGAAAUGGUAAACACUCGGGCUACAAGUGUUGUCAAACGAUGAAGCUAGCUCAAAGCCUUGAAACCAUUGGCGGAGCAUCAAAAAGUGCAUUAGUACAUAUCGUAUUAAUGCAUUUAGGAUCAUUUUCAUGGAAAGAUAGAAUGAUUGGAGCUCUUGCUGAAGAAGGUAUAGAAGUUAUCCAUUGUCGACUUUCUGAAGAAAUGAAGCGACAUGGAUACAAAAAGGUUGACAAAGUGCGAAACAGCUUGAAAUGGAAAGCAAUCGACACAUUACUGUUUGACAAAGGUGGACUUGGAUAG
Messenger RNA from Bursaphelenchus okinawaensis, 384 nucleotides. The record is from the annotation of a GenBank genome assembly. Lineage: Eukaryota; Metazoa; Nematoda; Chromadorea; Rhabditida; Aphelenchoididae.